AUGUUACGAGAUGUUCAUUAUAAGUUUGAAGAGAAUCCCUCUACGUUGGAGAAAUUGUUAGUUGAUUCUGAAAAGCCUUUGUACAUAGGGUGUGAAAGGUAUACAAGAUUGUCAAGUGUACUUAGGUUACAUAAUAUGAAGGCAGGUCUUGGGUUGAGCGAUGCGGGUUUUACUGAAUUCCUUGAAUUAGUGAAAGAUACGCUUCCUAGUGAUAAUGUCCUUCCGAGUAAUACAUAUGAGGCAAAAAAGAUUUUGUCCUCAAUGAGCUUGUCUUAUGAAAAAAUCCACGUUAACGACUGCAUAUUAUAUAGAAAUGAACGUGAAUCAUUACAGAGUUGCCCAGUUUGCAAUGCCUCACGGUAUAAGAAGAAAGAAGGAGUUUCAGCUAAGGUUUUGUGGUACUUUCCUAUAAUACCAAGAUUUAAACGUUUUUUUCUAAAUGCGGGAGAUGCUGAAAAGUUGACAUGGCAUCAUAAUGGUCGAAUUAAGGAUGAUAAACUUAGACACCCAGCUGACACCCCGCAAUGGAGGUUUAUUGAUGGAAAAUUCCCUGAGUUUGGUAAAGAAGAACGAAGCCUACGCCUUGCAUUAUCCACCGAUGGUAUUAAUCCAUUUCGCUCCCUUAGUUCCACCUAUAGUACUUGGUCAGUAAUUUUGGUUACCUACAACCUACCUCCUUCACUAUGUAUGAAAAGAAAGUACAUGAUGCUUUCAUUGUUGAGUUCUGGUCCUAAACAACUAGGAAAUGACAUUGAUGUGUACUUCGCUCCCCUCAUUGAUGAUUUGAAGAUGCUCUGGGAUUCAGGUGUAGAAGUGUAUGAUGCACACCGAAAUGAGACGUUUAACCUUAAAGCAAUGUUAUUUUGCACCAUUCAAGAUUAUUCAACCUAUGGUAAUCUUUCUGGGUAUACUACGAAAGGAAAACACCCUUUUCCUAUAUGUGAGGAUGGUACAAGGGGAAAGUGGCUUCCAUCAUCUGGAAAGGAUAUCUUUGAUGUACAUCGUCGAUUUUUGCCAUAUGAUCAUCCUUAUCGUAAAUUGAAAAAGGCUUUUGACGGGAAACAGGAACUAAGGGGACGUCCAAGAGUCUUGAGUGGUACAGAGGUGUUUGAAAAGGUUAAAGAUAUUGAGAUUACAUUUGGAAAGAACCGUGGGACCAAACUUCCUAAACAGGGAUAUAAGAAAUGUUGCGAGUUAAGGCGUUUGCCUUAUUGGAGAUUUUUGUUUGUCAGACAUUCUCUAGAUAUGAUGCAUAUUGAGAAGAAUGUGUGUAAUAGCUUAGUUGGAACACUAUUGAAUAUAUAUCUCAGGAAAGACGAAAGACGGUGUUAG
Beta vulgaris subsp. vulgaris (sugar beet) is the source of this 1332-nucleotide messenger RNA. RefSeq lists its product as uncharacterized. NCBI's taxonomy places the organism in Eukaryota, Viridiplantae, Streptophyta, Magnoliopsida, Caryophyllales, Amaranthaceae. The record is from RefSeq and is a predicted model, not a curated record. The coding region runs from base 1 to 1332 and encodes 443 amino acids. The transcript has a single exon.